Molecule: messenger RNA, 4202 nt
Organism: Carassius auratus (goldfish)
Lineage: Eukaryota; Metazoa; Chordata; Actinopteri; Cypriniformes; Cyprinidae
Product: cordon-bleu protein-like 1
Exons: 14
Coding region: 304-3360 (1018 amino acids)
Molecular function (GO): actin monomer binding
Source: RefSeq, a predicted model, not a curated record
CAUGACUUGAAUAUGCGGGGCUGCCGUCUCCUCUCGGUUGAACAGAAACAGAGGAGAGCCUGUUGACAGGGGCAGGACUCUGGAAAAUAUCGUGGGAGUUGCAGAAUUUUAAGGGGGUGACGGGACAGAAGUGAUGCAGGGACCUAUAAGCAGUGCUUUAAGUCUGGAGAUGCGCUGCGGAAGCUGUUGUUGUUGAUGAUGCUGUCUUGACGUAUCGGGAGCGAGACUGAUGACAGCUGACAGACGCGCCGAAGUUCAAGGCCGAACAAGUGCCAGGGAUUUCAGAGCUGUGCAGGUUGCAGGAUGGAUGGCGACGCACAUAGCCGACCGCCUGAACGAAGGAGAUCAUUGAAAAGCAAAGCAGCUCCUCGUCCUCCUGUCCUGAAAGGUCUGGAUGCUCCACCGCUGAGCCACACGCUCCCAGCGUACCCUCAGCCUGCCAUGGAGCAGAAGGAGAACCUGCUGGAGCAGGACCUGACCCUCACUGUGGUCCUUCCUGAAGGGCUGGAGAAGACUGUGGUCGUCCAUGGCAGCAAGCCCAUGAUGGACCUGCUGGUCAUGCUUUGUGCAAAGUACCACCUGAACCCGUCUGGCCACACCAUAGAGCUCAUCACCACCAACAGGAACCAAGUGAAGUUCAAACCCAACGCCCUCAUCGGAGCCCUAGAGGCUGAGAAGAUCCUGCUAAAACCCAAAGGCAUGGAGGACAAAAACAUCAAGACAGGGCCGCAGAUGCCCGAGGCAACCGUACGAUUAGUGAUCAACUACAAGAAGACCCAGAAAGCCAUUCUCAGGGUGAGUCCUCGGGUUCCUCUUCAAGAACUACUUCCAGCGAUCUGCGAGAAAUGUGAAUUUGACCUGCAGACCACAGUUUUAUUAAGAAAUGUCCACUCAGAAGACACUUUGGACCUGAGUGGCUCGCUCAAUGAUUUUGGCCUGAGGGAAGUGUAUGCAAGAGACACCAAAGUUAUAAGCCCUGUAAGUCCUUUUAGUCCAGUAAGUCUGCCUCCAUCUCCAUCUGGCUCAGAAAUAUAUCUUCAUGGGAAAGAGAAAAUCCAGAGGGAGAAAGAAAAGAAACGAUUCAGCUUAUUUAGGAAAGGAAGUAAGAAGCAAUCCGAAAAGUAUAUGACCGUGAGUGCACCGGGGUCUCCCGUGCAAAGGAAGCAGAGGCCGGUCAGCAUGAGUUCCUUCAGCAUGCAUUCGCCGAUUACAUACGAUUGCAAUACCAUGCCCUCCAACAUGCCAAAGAAGAGACGAGCUCCGUUGCCACCGAGCAUGAUGUCACAGAGCAUGCCUACCGAUCUCGGUCAUCACCACUGCAAUAGUCAAACCAUCACGCAUCACGAUGGCAACCAGAAUAUGGCUCCUUUGAGCCGGGGAUCCUCGACAGAGUCGUCCUUCAAGAAGUCCACCAAGCGAAAGGCCCCUCCGCCCCCCACCUCCAGCAGCGCAGCCCCUCUUAAAGAAACCACACAAGAUAAAGACAUGACAGAACCAGUGUUGGCAUCUCCUCUGGAGGAGAUCAGGGAACAGGAAGAGAUGACUGUGAGUGCCGAAGGUCAGGUGUCUGCUGUGGAGGAGAAGGAGGAUGAAGACAGCAGCCUCAACCUGUCCGCUGACAUCUCUCUGGAGUCCGGCCGAGCUGGGACAGCAACUCCCUCUCAGGAUUCAGAGGUUAAGGAGAGCGAGAUGGCCAGAGACAAUCCGUCAUGUGACCUGUCCCCAGAUACUGACCUUGACAGUGGAGCAGAAGCCACAGUGAAUGGAGAGAUCAAGUCGGAGCAGGCCACAAGCUCUCAAAUCCCAUCAGAAGACAUAGAGCCCCCGGUGGAAAAGACAGAAGAGGUGAUUAAGUCUUCGGAAACGUGCCGUGUUCUGGAGGAGGUUUCUGUGAGCACCGCAGAGAAGCCUGCAUCUGUGUGCAACAAGCUUCAAUCCUCCGAAUGUGGCAUCCAGACGUUGCACACGGACUUGCAAGCGCAGGGCUUUGAUUCCAACACGGAGCUCAGCCGUGAACACCAAACACCAAAAAUCGUCCCAAGUUCGGUCCGCUUCGCUCACACCGAGACGCAAAUGCAGACAGAACCCCAGAAUCCCUUUGAGACAUCAGGCUCAUGCACUGAACCCUCCACAGCUCCAUCAGCGUCCACAACGGGACUAAAAAGAGACAUGGCCACUUCCACAGAAAAGCUGCGUGUUCCUAAGCCACAUUCGCCUGCGAUCCAUGCAGAUCUGACAUCUACACCAACCUCUAAAGCAAGUAACGUACAGUAUAUUGUAGAAACCAAACCCAAACCAUCCAAUGAGCUCACCCGUGAAUACAUUCCCAAAGUAGGCAUGACCACCUACACCAUCGUGCCUCAGAAGUCUCUCGAAAAGUUGCGCUUCUUUGAAGUAGAGUUGACUUUGGAGCCCAAUUUAGACUUCAGACCUGAAACAAAGACUGUCUCCAGUGGUACAGUUUCUGUUAACGGCCAUCAGAACGUAUUUGAGCAAACUAGGCCUUGUACUUCACCUCCAGCUACCGUUUCAUCAAACGUAGAAGGAACUGAAUCCAAAAUCAAAAACAAGAAAGUUCCACCUGCAACAAGACCCAAACCAGCUUCUUUCCGUCUGCCGAAGCACAAACGCACACCUGGGGAUUUCGUCGCCUCCGCGGCUGUUCGCCAAGCGAGUGUCGGCAGUAAUAGCAGCAGUUGCUGUAGCAGUCCUGCAGCCCGGCCGAAAGAAACCACAAGCAGCCCGCAAUCAGAUGUGUUUGCAGAACUGGACGGCUUCCCUCCUCCACCGCCACCGGUCCAGUGGGAAGAUGAGGAGAACGCAGGAGCGAGUGAUGCACCUCAAAAUGCAGAGGUAGAUGUACCUCUACCCGAAGCUCCCAAAUUCCCACCGUCGUCUGUACUGUCCCGUCAGAAGAGUCUUCCCAUCAACCCCACGCCUUCGCUGAGUCUACAGAGGUUGAGAAGCUUCAACGCACCCAAACCGCACUCGUCCUCAUUGUCCUUGCGCUUCGCUCAAGCCGUGUCUUCUGCCGUGAAACGGUCCGAGUCUCUUUCCCAUCAUCCUCUGAGACAGUCACCACGCACUCAUCUCCUCACAAAACAAAGAUCUGUUACAGAUUCCCCUGAGCCAUCGGCCAGCACGGUGACAGACAAUGGAGGGGGAUGCUCUGAGAGAUCCGGAGAGGCCCUGUCACAAACAGCAGGCCUCAGCGACCCAGCGCCGAGCUCCACCCGAGACAGAGGCAUGGGAACAUGUAAGAUUGGAAAUACUCAACCGUCACCAGGGUUUGAAGCAUCUGUAGCGCCAUCUGCCACAUUGAAGGGAAUAUCUGAAGUCUUUCAUUCAGUGGAAGAAUGAAAUGUGCCUUCAUUGAAGGAAUUCCAGCCUCACUCAUUCUCCAGAUUAUUAUUAUUAUUUAUUUUAUUUCAUUUUUUUGCCAAAUUUAGAACAUCAUGAUUUUUCGUUUUCUCACAAAUCAAAAGACUUUCAACAUUUUUUCAACAAGUUCAUAGUGACCAUGCAACAUAUUUAAAUAUAAAAGAUAUAUAUAUAUAUAUUGACUUUUUUGGAGGACUAUUAUUAGAUUUGGCUUUUUCUGAUGUGUAGCAGAUACAUAGAGACUAACUACAGCUGUGGAUUCCUUUUAAUUUAUUCUUCAUUUGGACAAUUCCUGGUAGUUGUUUCCCUUCAUGCUACACUUUUUUUCCCCUCUUAAUAAUUGUAACAGAGUUCCUAUUUACAUUAUCAUACUUUAAUAUUUUCGGGUUGUUUUGUGACUUUUGAAUUACAUUUUGAAAUUUGUAUAUAUGCAGAUGUGAAAGAAUAUGAUCUAUUCCAAAGUAUUUUUCCCCCUAUAAAUUAUAAGGUGUAGAUUUAAUUUAUAUAAUUAUUAGCCAAUGAAAAAUGGUACUGAAACAUCUUCAGUAAUGGUAAUCCAUCCUUUAUUCUCUUGCCAAAUAUUAGUACACAGUUUAUCACAGAUAAUAAUGGGCUGCACCUAUAAUAUGUUAAAAUAAUACGUUAUGACAUCGAGCAGGUUUCUGGAGCCUACACAAAUAAUUAAUCAAAGCUGUAGUUAUGACAGAAAACACUGGGCUUUUCAUUCAUUCUGAGGAGAAUACUGCUGUAUUAUAUGAAUUGUCUCUGUAUGAACUCAACUCCUCUCUUUUCUCUAUUAAAGACUUUUAAAGUUUGCUUGC